AUGGAGGAAAAGCUACCUCCUGGGUUCAGGUUCCAUCCCACAGACGAAGAACUCAUAACAUAUUAUUUAUUAAGGAAAGUGUCUGAUACUGCCUUCACAUCCAAAGCUGUAGCAGUUGUUGAUCUCAAUAAAUCUGAACCUUGGGACCUCCCAGGUAAGGCUUCGAUGGGUGAGAAGGAAUGGUAUUUUUUCAGCUUGAAAGAUCGGAAAUAUCCAACAGGGCUUCGAACGAAUCGAGCGACGGAAUCAGGGUACUGGAAAACCACAGGAAAGGAUAAGGAGAUAUUUGGUGGUGGAGUUUUGAUAGGAAUGAAGAAAACCUUAGUGUUCUACAUGGGCAGAGCUCCAAGGGGUGAGAAAAGUAACUGGGUCAUGCACGAGUAUAGGCUACAAAACAAGCAACACUUUAGAUCUUCAAAGGAAGAAUGGGUGGUUUGCAGAGUGUUCCAAAAGAACUCAGCACCCAAGAAACCACAGCAAACAUCAUCCUCCCAACCACCACCACCUCAAGAGUCCCCUACCUCAAUGGUCAACGAAUUUGGUGACGUUGACCUACCCAAUCUAAAUACCAUUGCAAAUUCUUCUAGUAGCUUCACCAACAUUGGAGGACAAAUAUACAAUAAUGUCGGUGCUGAUCUCAGCAACACAAACAUGAACUUUACCAUGAAUUGGCCUUCUGGAUUGCUCAAUCCAACAAACCUUUCCAUGAAUUCGUUGCUUUUCAAGGCGUUACAACUUAGGAGUGAUCAUCAUCAUCAUCACUUCGCAACUCAAGGAUUUUCUCUCAAUAAUAAUAUUGGAGCAGGAACUGAUCUCAGUGCUUCUUCUUCUUCUUCCAAAGCGUUAGAAUCCUGUGUGCCGCAGCUGGAGCAACCAUUCAAUAUGGACUCCAUUUGGUGAAGCUGUGUAAAGUAAAAUACGUGUAUAAUAUAUAUCAUGUGAAUUAUAAUGUCUCAAUUCCAUAUAGAUAAAAAUGAAGAUGGUGCCAUUUCCAAGGAGAAUGGAAUCACUUUCUUUUUCAAGAUAACUCUUAUUCAUGUUGUAAACAUUAUACUCAUGCAUGCAUUGUUGAAAUCUUGAUAAGGAAAUUCUCCUUAGUCGGUCAAGCAACAGAAUUAACUUGGAUGAGAAAUGUCAGGGAAACAAAAACUGUUAUAUCCUAUGCAAGACAUUAUUCAAGGGUUCAGUUGCAUCUGAUUGAGUAUGAUUUUUGUGCUAUUAUGUGAAGCAUCAUUAAGGUAGCGUUCGGUAAUGAAAUGAGACAGAAUGGAAUGGAAUAAAACAAUGAUAUAUUUAUAUUGUAUUAGAUAAUAAUAGAACGGAACCAUAUGUGUAUUU
Cajanus cajan (pigeon pea) is the source of this 1338-nucleotide messenger RNA. RefSeq names its product NAC domain-containing protein 100. Gene Ontology annotation, molecular function: DNA binding. Gene Ontology annotation, biological process: regulation of DNA-templated transcription. The record is from RefSeq and is a predicted model, not a curated record. NCBI's taxonomy places the organism in Eukaryota, Viridiplantae, Streptophyta, Magnoliopsida, Fabales, Fabaceae.